UUAGAGCAGACAAGUUUCAAGUAAAACGUUCUACUCACUCGCCGAUUCAACCAUCCAUUCAAAUAAGCAAAUAAUUUCUACCAGGAGAAAAGAAUGCAGCAACAUCUUAGAAUUUUAAUAUUGGCGGGGAUGAUGUGUGCCAACUUGCCACACUCGCAUAGUUCACUCUUCUUUCCCUCCAACAGUGCCUAUGGUAUAUUUGCUGCCAUUGCUGUUCCCUUGGAUUUACCACAUCGCAAUGUUUUUAUCUCUUACAAUUUUGAGGCAAAUUAUAAUUUGCCACAAACUUGGGGAAUUCCACCAUAUGCGACCGGCAUUGAAGAUGAGGAUUUAUUCGAGGCAGCUGAGGAGGAGGCUAGACUGAAUAGCGGCAAAUCUUGUAGCACCAAUUGCACCAUAUCUUCGGCGGAGGAAGUGGAGGGCAGUGGCGAUGAGUUGGAUGAAGCAUCUGUGGAAUCUUCAGGCAAUUCGACCGAAACUAAAAGGAGAAGAAGAGCCAUUGUGCCUUCCUUGUUGACCCGAACACACUUCUAUCACAUUCUCAUCGAUAAAUUUCAGAGGAGUGGCUUUCAGGGUGAAUCCUGCCUGCUGCGUUUGAUAUGUGAAACAAAUUCCUCGGAAUUGGGCGACAUUAAUGGUGUCUUGGGCAGCCUCAUGCACAUAAUGUUCUCGCCAACUACUUCAAGAAAUGAAAAUCUACCUUUGAAAUACUAUCAAGCCGAGCUGGAUGGUGUACAUGAUCAAUGUCAUCAUUAUGAGGAAGAAUGUACGGAAAGUAUAUUGGAUUUGAUAUCAACACCUUUGCAUGAGAUAAUUGACAAUAUGUUAGCUAAUAAAAUAUAAACUGAAUAAA
This is a messenger RNA of Stomoxys calcitrans (stable fly), 853 nucleotides long. RefSeq lists its product as uncharacterized. The record is from RefSeq and is a predicted model, not a curated record. NCBI's taxonomy places the organism in Eukaryota, Metazoa, Arthropoda, Insecta, Diptera, Muscidae. The coding region runs from base 94 to 843 and encodes 249 amino acids. The transcript has 5 exons.